CCGUCCCCGCAUGUAGCCACGACUUUCGUUCAAGCGCUACUAAAAUCCGGGGAAACACGACUCGGGUUGACAGGAUAAGCUUCACAUUCAGACCAUGGCGCACCAAACACACAAUAUUCCGUGGAACGUCUUGGCCUCGAACCUAACAUGGGUUGCCGUCAACCACUGCCAAGAGUACGACGUCGCUGGCCAUUACCGCACCAAGGUCAAGGGCAAUAAUCUUCAUCUCCGCUACCAGCCCAACCAAGGCAAGGAGCUGACCUACUUCGUACGUGCAUUCGCCAAGACUCUCAGUGAGCAUUCCACGUGUGAGCGCCUAAAAUAUCCCGAGAAAUACGAGCCGCCGGGUUCUCAAGACGUGGUUCUGGACGACGAUGUCGUCAAGAAGAUCAGCCCAACCUUUCAGCGGCUGCGCCUUGAUUUCGACUGGAAAACAUGUGGCCACAAGCAAAGCGAGGAGUGUCGAUGCCCCAUCCCUCGCGAGGCAAGAAAAGCAUCCGCAUUUCUGCAAAAGCGUCGAAACAAUUCCUGCUAUCAGUUUUUUCAAGCCAACGGAACGGCCUUUGUUAACGUCGAGCUGGUCAAAAUGCUGCUCUUGUACGGCGAAAUGGACACGAUUUUCCGCAUAUGCGCCCAUCCCGACGUGGACUUGCACAAUUGGUGGGACGCGGCAGAGUGCCAGGACUUGCCCAGAAAUGCCGGGUGGAACGAAGUUAGCAACAUGGCCUUGCGCGCGUAUCUGUGUCUAAAUGUGCUGCAUUGCUUUCCAGAGACGUGGGACCUCGCGUCUGGAAAGACGGACGAAACAGACUACCGCCAAACAAGGCUCUACCAGUACAUGCUUAGAACCUGCACGCUGUCUGGGAUGACAUCGGAGGUAUCAACGCACCCGCACCGGCAAUUCUUUGGCAUCGAGCGAGGCCAGUUUAAAUUGUAUCCCAGUUUAAGGGACGGGCGGCGGUGGGCGUACCUCGUCCAUAUCGGGCGUCGAGCCUACGACUAUCCCUACGGGCUGAUGCCGAUCGAAGAGCUCCUUGUCUGCGAGCAGCAAGACUCCCUCUAUGGUUCCGGAUACCGGCCGCAAGUGUCUGAAAUUGCCCAUGUCCGGGGUAUUCUGUGCAGCAGGGGAUUGCCUGUGGAGCUGGCCAUGGAAAUUAUGGAUAUGGCGGGAUACGUGCCCCUGCGGAGGCUCAAAGUGCCCAACGAUCCGCUUCACCUGGACAACAAGGACGAGUUGGCCGAGUACCUUAAGUACUGCUGGCUGCUCAUGAUCCGUUCUGACAUGAUGGCCAAGGCUCUCGGGAUGGAGAUUCCGUGGAAGACAAUGGUGUCGGAAUGCCUCAUCGAUCUGUUAGGUUGUAUCAAUUGCAGCAGGGGGAAAUGGUUCGAGGACAUAUAUACUGACGACUCCUACGAUAAUGUAAGGUUUCUUUAAAUACCUAGGUUAAAUAACUUACUUGCCCCAACUUCCUGAUACGCCCG
Molecule: messenger RNA, 1482 nt
Organism: Phialemonium atrogriseum
Lineage: Eukaryota; Fungi; Ascomycota; Sordariomycetes; Cephalothecales; Cephalothecaceae
Exons: 2
Coding region: 95-1435 (446 amino acids)
Source: RefSeq, a predicted model, not a curated record